AUGUUAUUUCAUAAACUCCUAGCCCUCUUGGUUUUACCGCUCGUCUAUGGGCAGUUGGCGAACCGGACGGUGCCCAUCUCUGACGAAACUGCUAUAAGGAAGUCAGGAAGCGGCUGGAGUUCUGAUGCUGUUCCUGGUGGUCCUGGUGGACAAUGUGGCCAGUGGACGCGCACCAUCGGCGACUCGGCAACAUUCACGUUCAUAGGGACGGCUGUCUAUGUGGUCGGUGAUAUAACUUUCAAUCCAGCCAGCAUACAUGCAACCUUGGAUGGCUCUGAGCUGAGCCUCGCUCCUCCUGGUCCUGCUUUUUGCGAUGAAUUCGUACUCACAACGGAUGGACUCGAUAAUGUGCCCCACACGCUUGUCCUGACCUUCCAAGGUCCUAUCGCUGAAGCAGGAGGAUCACCGAAUUCGCUGGUCAUUCAAAGGAUAAUUUACACCGUUGACGAAAUGCCCACGACUACAUCCUCAAGCUCACCGUCAUCUUCAGGCUCGUCGUCAUCUUCAACAUCGAGCACAAUACCCACUGAGUCUACCACCACAAGUAGCACAACCACAGGUCCCACUCCAUCCACCGUCCCCUCCACAAGUAGUACGACCACAAGUCCCAUUGCGCCCACCUUCCCCUCUACCAGUAUCACAACUAUGAGUCCCACUACGUCCACCUUCCCCUCUACGAGCAGUACGACCACGAGUUCCACUACGUCCAUCUUCCCCUCUACAAGUAGUACGACUGCGACUCCCACUACGUCCACCUUCCCCUCUACCAGUAGCACAACCACGAGUCCCACUGCUUCCACCUUCUCCUCUACAAGCAGUACGAGUGUGAGUCCUACGGCGUCCACCUUCCCCUCUACGAUCAGUACAACCACGAGUCCCACUACGUCCACCUUCCCCAUUACGAGCAGUAUGAUCGCGAGUCCCACUGUGCCCACCUUCCCUUCUACGAGUAGUGCGACCACAAGUCCCACCGCGUCCUUCCCCUCUACCCGCAGCACAACCGCGAGUACCGCUACCUCCGUCUUCCCCCUUACAAGCAGUAUGCCGACCGCGACUCUCACUACGUCCACCUUCCCCUCUACAGACAGUACGACCGCCAAUAGCACUACAAGUGCGACGGUAGGCAGUAGUUCUCCGGGGAAUACUCAAGCAAUUGGUGGUGGUGAUGCAAGCUCAUCGUCAUCUCCAACAUCGAGCGCAAUACUCACAGCUGCCACCUUCCACUCUACAAGCAGUACGACCGCAAGUCCCACUUCAAUCGCGCUUGUAGCCAUUAGCUCUACAGCGAAUGCUGGAGCAAUUGGAGGUGCUGUUGCAGGUGCUGUUGUCGGCAUUGUGCUUCUCGUCGUCGCCUUUUUAAAAGCACAUAAAUUGCACUACGUUAUAUCGUCUCUGGUUUUCACUGCUUUUGGGUGGUACUUCUUCGGCAAACGUCAAUUGUACUUCCAUGCCGACAAAGAUGUUGGGCCAAUUCAGAUAUCCCUAUUCCUAUCAAACCAGGAAAAUCUUCACGACUCUGAAAAGGACGACAAAGAGGUAAUACUUGUCUGGCAGGUCUUUGACCUAGGACAUUCGCGGAGAGACUUCACCGCUUCAUGUCCUUGCACACUCCGUCAGACAGGUGAAACCCAACUUGGAUUUGGUACAGUUGAAGAUAUAGAGGAAAACGGGAUAACGUCUAUCAGGUCUCCAGAAUCUUCGCGAGCUCCGGCUGCUUGGAAUGGUGAACAUUUUGAAGAUGUGGGCGCAAUUGAAGAAGGCGCCCUGUUCGUCCAGAACAAGGCCGAAGAGUCUACAUCGUUGGUGCUUGGCACCUAUGAGGAGACGGGUCCGAUCCCCUUCAGGCCAUUUCUUCAGAUCAAGGAUGUUGGUACUUCAUAUCCAGCCAACACCAAUCUCUAUCUGCAUAUCUUCAUAACUAACGGGUACAGAGGUGGCCAAUACGCUCCCGACCUUAUAUCGAAGUUUCAAGCUGAUAGGCUCACCCCUAAUAAAGGCAUAAAAGUGGGCGACCUUUAUCCGGUCUCGCAAUGGCAGAUUCGCAAAGUGAACAGGAAAAUAAAACUUGAAUAUAAAGGGAACAUCGAAAAAGAGGACAGCAACGUCUGA
This is a messenger RNA of Cyclocybe aegerita, 2109 nucleotides long. Lineage: Eukaryota; Fungi; Basidiomycota; Agaricomycetes; Agaricales; Hemipholiotaceae. The record is from the annotation of a GenBank genome assembly.